Molecule: messenger RNA, 2118 nt
Organism: Python bivittatus (Burmese python)
Lineage: Eukaryota; Metazoa; Chordata; Lepidosauria; Squamata; Pythonidae
Gene: BLVRA
Product: biliverdin reductase A
Biological process (GO): heme catabolic process
Cellular component (GO): cytoplasm
Molecular function (GO): zinc ion binding; nucleotide binding; biliverdin reductase [NAD(P)H] activity
Source: RefSeq, a predicted model, not a curated record
GCGGUUAAAUAUAAUCACGGACAGGGACCUCGUAUGGCGAUAGCCUCGUCUUCUCCAGGAAAGCUCUGGCCAUAAUCAGCCCCAUGGAAGAGAUGGAAAGCGCCCUACACGCCGCGGUUCUUCGGGAACUAAUCCGAUUUCAGUGUCCAGGCGGCUUUCAGAAAGCCUCCCCCCCCCGUUUCUUAGCUAAAGCACCAAUCAGCCGCUGCUGGUACCCCCUAGCUCCGCCCAUUCAUUAUCGGCGACCAUUGAUUUUAUCCGGCCGCAGGUUUCACCUGCUCCUUCUAGUCUGCGCUGCAUCCGGGUUGGAUCCCGAACCUGGGGCUUCCCUCCUGAAUUGCCCCUCGAGAGAGCCUUGGCCACCUGCGAUUUGUGUAAGGGGCGACAAGCAGAGCAGCUGCGCUUCUAACACGGGGAUGAUUGUGUAAGCCAGAGCCUGCAGGGAGCCGGGAGCCGGAGGGAAGAGAAAGACACUUUUUGUGGCCUGUCUGCAUCUGUUCAAGAGAAAGUCCCCCUUUUUUGCCUCAGAAUUGGCAAUGUUUGGAACAGUAGUGAUUGGGAUUGGAAUUGCUGGAUCUGUACGAGUCAAAGACUUGCUGAAUCCUUUGCCUUCCAGUCCUGCUGAGCAUCUUAAAUUAUUGGGAUUUGUUUCUAGGAGAUCUCUAAAUGAUGUUUAUCAAGUCAAGCAAAUUAGUCUGCAAGAAGCUCUGGACAACCAGGAGGUCCAUGUUGCCAUCAUCAGUACAGAUAACCAAAACCACAUUGAGAGUGUAAGGACGUUCCUAGAGGCUGGCAAGCAUGUCCUUGUUGAGUACCCUUUGGCAUUGUCUACGAAGGCAGCCCAUGAACUUUGGGAGUUGGCAGAGCAGAAAGGUAAGAUCCUCCAUGUGGAACAUAUUGAACUAUUGACAGAGGAAUACAAACAACUGAAAAAAGAGGUGUCAGGAAAGGAGCUUGUGAAGGGAACAUUACACUUCACAGGUGGUCCAUUGGAUGAAAGAUAUUCAGGAUUCCCAUCUUUUAGUGGCAUUGCCCGCCUCACCUGGUUGGUGGAUCUUUUUGGGGAUCUCACUGUGACUUCUGCCACAAGGGAACAGCAGAAAGAAAAAAACUACUUCAGGAUGACAGUACAUUUUCAGACUGCAAACAAAAGGCCUCUGACUUGGAUUGAAGAAAGGGCUCCAGGGAUGAAACGGGAUAAGAAGAUCAACUUCUGUUUCAAAAGUGGAUGCUUGGAAUGUCUCCCCGAGGCUCCUCGUUCACCAGUUGGCCUUUUCAUGCAAGACCUGAUCAUCUUUGCCAAAAAACUUUUGGGACAGAUCCCCAAAGAGGAACUGACAGCUGAGAAAAGGCGGAUUCUGCUGUGUCUCAAUCUUGCUGAAGAGAUUCAAAUGCACUGUGAACGGCCAUCAAAAUUCUACUCUUGAAAGUGUGUGAGACUACUGGAUUCACCAUUUAAAACUGCCUCUUGUGCUCCCUGUUUAAAAUGUUCUUCUAAUUUUCCAGCUUCUCCAUUCUAUUAAGCAAGAUUUUUCUAACAAAGCCAGGUUUAAUUUUAAUCUGGCAGCACAGGGUGUAUAUAGAUACUAUCUUGCCUUAUUGCAAAACAACUUUCUAAUCAAAAGCUAGUGGACAAACAACUGAAUGCAUUUCUUCUUCUAGAGAUGCAAUAGCAAGAUAGUAUCAUUUUUUUCACAGUAUUCUUUCUCAGCAACAAAAUCUGUCUCUGAAGCAUUUUAGAUUCUGUAUGUAAGCCUUUCUAUAUAUUCAGUAUAAUGUUUAAGCAGACAUCAGUGUGUUGAAUAGCUUUACGUUUAUUGUUGGCCUCUGUUCAGUCUAAGUUGCUCUUUAAUCUGAAAUCUCCUUCCAGUUGCACGAAACAUUGAAAAUGGUGCCCCUGUAUUAUGUUUAUCUCUAAUGUUUAGCCAAAGUCUACACCCUACCUUUUAUAGGAGGAUAUUAAAUUAUACUGAAAAGGUAGAGAGUGAAAGGAGAUUUCUGGGUGGGAAUGUUUUUUUGGUUUGGCAAUUCCUCAUAUACCAUACUGACCUGUUCAAACAUAAUGUUGUGUGAACCCCUUCAGUUAUGAGUUAGUCAAUAAACGUUAUUUAAAAAUUG